CGUAAAGAUGAACCAUCUUAAGUAUCUCCUGAUAGGGAUAAGUCUCCUUUUGGGUGCAGGAAAUGUCUGGUGUGAUUGCCAACUGAGCAAAGCCAAUACAUGGAGUGAUCGAACCUUUGCCCACAUCGUCUCCAAUCGAUAUGAACUUUUGCUAACGGAUCGCUUGCAGACCAAUCAAAACCUGCAUUUACUUUGUGGUGGCGGGCAGGUGGUUUUCAGCACCACUUGUCAGUCGAAUGGACACCUUAACCCACCAUUGCCCACAACCAACUGCACAGUGCCUCUGACUCCCACUGUUCAGGCAGUCAGAGAUCCCAGUUGCUCGCAUACCAUGUACCGUGUGGGAUUUCCCUAUCAACAACAGUUCCUAGAGAUCUAUCGAAGCUGCUACCAGGCCUCCACAAUGACAGCUUAUUUCUCCAUCACCAAGGUUUAUCCCACCUAUUUGAAUUCCGAUGGCCCGCCUCCGACUUUCGAUCGAGACGGAUUGAUAAGUCCAGCAGAUGUCGCCACAUUCCAGCGUAAGAGCAUCUACAAUCAAUUCGAGAGAAUUCUGGGACGGCACCAGCGGUAUAUCCCGAAUGACAAAAGUUCAUCAUUCGAGCGUGGCCACCUGAGUCCAGCCGGGGAUCACACCUUCACCCGGAACCUGCGGCAGACGAACAAGUACCUCAAUGUGAUGGCCCAGCAUCAGAACAUCAAUCGCAGCAACUGGAAAAUUGUGGAGAAUUGGGUGCAUCGCUUAUUCGCCGUACGUCAGUUUGAUGUCCUCAAGGUCUGCACGGGCACACUGGGUGUACUUGAGUUGGACAACACUGCUGGGCAUCCGGUACAGAUUUUCCUGGCUACGAACAAGAAUCCUGCACCCAAAUGGAUGUACAAGAUCGUUAGCCAUCUCUCUGGCUACAAAGUAGUGGUGUUGACCUACAACAAUGGAUGGGCAACGGUCAGUCCAGAUCCCACAUCGGUGUGCCAAAGGGUCAGCUGCCCCAGCUCUUUGACUCCCAAUGGGACUGGUUUUACCUUCUGCUGUGAUCCAGUACACUUUAUAAGCUCUAAUGUCCCUAAUUUGACGGGCGUUUGCUAGGAGCUAUCUUAGAUCCAUUCUAUAUACUGAAAAUUAUUUAUUUUAUAUAUUUACAUGGAUGGUUUGAAGUUAA
Messenger RNA from Drosophila serrata, 1160 nucleotides. RefSeq names its product salivary endonuclease. Gene Ontology annotation, biological process: apoptotic DNA fragmentation. Gene Ontology annotation, molecular function: nucleic acid binding; RNA endonuclease activity; single-stranded DNA endonuclease activity. Gene Ontology annotation, cellular component: nucleus; mitochondrial inner membrane. The record is from RefSeq and is a predicted model, not a curated record. Lineage: Eukaryota; Metazoa; Arthropoda; Insecta; Diptera; Drosophilidae.